Molecule: messenger RNA, 728 nt
Organism: Sinocyclocheilus grahami
Lineage: Eukaryota; Metazoa; Chordata; Actinopteri; Cypriniformes; Cyprinidae
Exons: 3
Coding region: 79-714 (211 amino acids)
Source: RefSeq, a predicted model, not a curated record
UGCAAAAAUUGAAAAUGGGAAAUCAGAAAAAUGCCUGCAGCCCGAAUCUGAUUUUGAUAUUUAGUUAUCCAGGUUGGCAUGACCCGGAAGUUAGUGUUCAGUGGCGGGACUGGUUCCACCAUGCCUGUAAUUUACAUAUCUUUGGAUUCCACGGCCUCCAUAAAAUUAGAUGACAGGGCGCUUAGUAUAAUGGGCGCGCUAGAAGAAUACAUUGAUUUCGUUAAAGGCUUAUUCGAAAAUGGCAAGACUCAUGCAGAGAUUUCAACAGAUUUGCAAAAAAUGGGUGUCCAGCGAUGCUCUGAAAUGAGUGUUAGACGAAUAUGUUUGAAAUACAACCUUCGUCGAAAAAGACAUGUAUCGGACACAGAAUUGGAAGCAGCUUUGAUUGGAUCCAUUUAUGAGACGGGGCCAUCGUACGGCCGCAAGUUCAUGACUGGCUAUCUAUCUUCACUGGGAGUGCAUGCAGGAGAAAGUCGAGUCGGAAAAAUGCUGAGAGAAAUUGAUCAGCCAUACCAUGAAUUGCGACGACAGGGUGCUCGUAAUCUUAACCCUGUCCCUUAUCAUGCCGAAUAUAUGGGCCAUAAGCUACACCUUGAUCAAAACGAGAAGCUUGGGAUGUUCGGUGUAACACACGUUUUGGCAGUUGAUGGCUAUAGCAGCAAAAUUGUUGCCAAUGCUACAAUGCCAGUUUUGAAGAAUCAACGUGAUUUAUGAAGUUUACAGGCGAG